Molecule: messenger RNA, 1106 nt
Organism: Scheffersomyces amazonensis
Lineage: Eukaryota; Fungi; Ascomycota; Pichiomycetes; Serinales; Debaryomycetaceae
Product: Golgi transport complex subunit
Exons: 1
Coding region: 175-1062 (295 amino acids)
Source: RefSeq, a predicted model, not a curated record
UGUUAGAGUAAAAUUGUAGAACAAUCUAAAGAGCAACUCUGAUCAUUCCAUUAUGGAAAACCUGGAGAAAGUCAGCUGCAUAUAACCGAUCUAAACAUCCAUGCCUCAGUCUUUAGACCAACUCAUGAAAUAUUUAACUACUAAUAUAGGUGUGGACGCAAAUUAUACAGAGUAAUGAGUACAGACCAGUCCCAAUCCAUAAUGACUUCUGGAUCAGAAGGGGGAGAUUCUAAGAUUUCUGAAGAAUCAUUAUCAAUGUUUUUUGAUUCUGACUUUAAUGCUGCCAAUUAUAUUGAUAAAUUAUUUCAAAAUAUAACUAAUUCAUCUAUAACUACUGGUGCUACACCUAUAUCAACUUAUUCUAAAAAUUCAUUAGAACAUUUAUCUAAUAAUAUUCUGGAUUUAUCUACUCAUUUAGAUUAUUAUACUACUGAAUUGGCGAGUCAAAGUUUAACAGUAAAAUUAGAUACUUUAAAUCAUUCAAAUUUACCAAUAUUACCAAAAGAAUCAGAUAAAAUAACUGAUGAUUUAUUUACUGGAACUUCUAAUAAUAAUAAUUCCAAUCAAGAACUUACAAGAUUAAAAUAUUAUAUAAAUGUAUUGAAUAAUUCAAUCAUAUCCUUACAAGCAGAUUUAUCAUCUAUACAUCUGGACGUUAUAAUGGAUGAAGAAGAACGUAAAAAGAUAAGGAAACAAGAUGAAACAAUAAAGAGUUUAACAUCUUUAAAGACAGUCAAAUCAAAUUUAAUUAAUGUACUUCAAAUCUUUGAAUUUUUAAAUAAUGCAUUUGUACAAACAUUAAAAUCAAGUAAUACAAUACAAUAUGAACAAAAUGAAGUUAAUAUUUCUAUUGAAGAUUUUCAACAAUUAUUAAAUGAACUAUUUGAUACUUUAAAAUCUCAAUUAAUAGAAAAUAAAGGGACUGCUAAAUUAGAUGAUGUUAUUAAAUAUAUUACUAAAUUAAUUGAUCUUGGAACUAUAUUUAAUAAUUUAUCAACAUUUAACUCACCAUUUAAAAAGUUUAUAAAUAAUUUAACUACAGAAUUAGCAAAAUAUCAAUAGAUCUACAUACUACAUUACAUAGAUUUAAUUCAUUUUAAUUCAUU